AUGUCUUCGCCGCUUAACAACCGGCCAUCGAGCUCAUUAUUAUCAGAGACCGUUCCUCCGCAAGCCGGCCCGUCAAAAACGUCAGGACCCGCCGGUUCCCAUCCUACCGGAUCCCAGUAUUCGUCAUCCCUCCAGCAAGUCAUUUCUCAGAAAGCCCUUUCUAGGUGGGACUCCCCGGCGCAAGCGCUGCUUCUGCAGUCCAAGUCCCCGCCGCUCUCGCCUGCGCUUGUCGCGAUCCCAAGCGCUGCUUCCCCGUUCUCCCCGCACACCCCCCCCGUGCCGAGGUUCGCGGCGAGCAAUGCGGCUGGUCGAUCGCAGCUGCCGCAUCUCGCGCUCCCCAGCCCGGAUCCGAAUCAGGGAAGCGCUGCUCGAGAUCAUCCCAUGACGGAAUGCAACGAAAUGGUUACCAUUGCGGAUGGCGAACAAGUAACUCUGAAAAAACAGGCGAAUCCGACUGAGCCGGUCGCAGCGGUGGGAAGAGAAAGCCAGCAGCUUUCCGCAACAUCCUCAGAACCGACGAAUCCUAUCGAUUGCACAAGCCCCAACGGCAAGCGGAAGCGCCAAGCCGAAUCGCGCGACUGCUGCGACGCGCAUUCGCCCCCAGCCCCGCCUGUUGCGGCGCCGGCGGCGGCCGCGGUGACGAGCGCAUCGGGAAGCGGUGCCGGCCUGAGCGGUCCAAUGGACACAGGAUCUGACGGCCAGCCGCCGGUAGAUACUCCGUCGAGAGACGUUGACCUCAAGCCGGCUCCUCUAAUGGAUUCGCCGUCGCCAGUGCAGCUAGCGCCACUGCUCAACUCUCCUCCCCUUCACUCGCACCAUCCAGAGCAGCAGCAGCAGCAGCAUUCUUAUAUCUACAGCGGCCCUGCACCUCAAUGCGCCGACGGCCCUCUCUGCACCUCCUGGAGCGCCAAGAAAAUCUGCAGCGAACUGCCGCUACAGCGGCAGAUUCAGUCGCAGAUUCAGUCGCAGAAUCAGUCGCAGAUUCAGUCGCAGGCACAAGCACCCUGCUCGACGAAUCCUAUGCAGCACCAAGCGCAACCCGCGCAGGGGCCGCCGCCUCCGCAGCAGCCGAAUCCGCCGACGAAUCAGCAGCCGAAUCUGCAGCAACAAUCCCAGCCGUUCGCGCCAGCACCGCCUUCAUUUCCCGCUAGCAGCGGCGGGGGCGACGGCGGCGGCGGGCGAUGGAAGCCAAUCCAGGGUCUCUCCUUCGCGGAAGCUUCCGUCGCUCCUCUUCCGCCUUCCGCGGAGAUCCACCAGCGGGCUGAAUCCGGACCGCCAGAGUCCAUGCUUGGGAGCUUUUCGCUCACGCACUCGUCGGCCAAGGCUAGUAAUAGGUCCGCCAUGCCGCCCAAGAAAGGCAACUUCAAGCGCAGCUUCAGCGCGCCGCGCCUCGCGCUCACUAAGGACGUCCUUCCCCCCCCGGACGGCGCGCCUCCGCCCUCCGCCAUGGAUGUCGACGGCGGCGGAGUCGGUUCCGCGGCGCUCGCGCCGGGCGGAAGGACGCCGCAGACUGGCGCACUGCGCGACCCCAGCUUUCCCCCUUCUCCCGCCCCCCAAUGGGGUGUGCCCCUGUCCCCCGGACCGCUUACUUUUCCGCCCUCCGCCGGCCAGCAACCGUCACCGAAGGCGUCCCCCGCUGCGGCGGUUAUGGCUGCGCCGCCCGUGGCGCCGUCUCCGCCGCUGCCUGCGACGAUAAUGUCACCGCGACUGCUGCCAGAGGGGUUGGGAUGGGUGGAUCGGCUCUCAAAUAUCGCGCACCGAAAGGUUACCGCUUUAUCCGCCGCUAAACCCGCCGCGGGCGCGGCUGCUGCUGCCGGCAGCCCCGCUGGUGGGGCUGGAAUGGCGGGGAGGGGCGCAAGCAGCAGGGGCGCGGGGGAGACCGGCGGAGCGGGGGAGCGGGUGAGCUGCGCGCCGAGCGAAUCAAACACGUACUUUACGGAUCCGGGGCGGAGUGGCACGCCUAGCAUGAGCGCCGCACCCAGCGUGACCUUGGGAAUGCCGAGCCAGAUGCAAGCGAGCCCGUCCGCCGUGAGCCACGUUAUCGGGAACGCCAAUAACGCGGAUGGCGCACCCCGCGGGAGAAACCAAGCGUAUGGGGCCAGGAACGAGUGUGGCAUGGGUGGGAUGAGUGAGGGAGGGGGUACGGUCAUGGAUGGGGUAGGCCCGGGAGGGAUGGACGUGGGUGGGGGGGUGUCGUCUCCUUACCGAGGAGGGAAUGCGCUGGGUCAGCCAAGGGGAUAUGGUGCUCCUCCCUUCCCAGGAGCGAUCAAUACUCCUGUCGCCUCUACCCCUCCGACCCAUCCCCGUCCCCCGCACUUCCACCUCUCCCCCGCGCCUCUCCCGCAUGCUGACGUGGACUACAUGAUGGGCGGGGGUGCGGAGAUGGUGGGUGCCACGUGGACGGACGCAGGGCUUGCUACAGUGCACGAUCUGGAGCUUCAGGAGUUAGAAGUGCUGGAAUGGUUGCCAGACAAUGAUGGCGGAAUGGGCGGCAGCAUGGGCGGCAUGGACGGCGCAGGCGGCAUGGGGGGAGAGGAGGAUUUCUUUUCCCCCCUGCAUGUCUCUGGUGGGGCAAUGGGUAUGGGCGGGAUGGGGGACGGUGAGCCUGCGUAUGGAUACCAGGCUGGUGGUGGGGAUGCCAGAGAAAGGGUGAAGGAAGAGGAUGGGGAAAGAAUUGGAAUGAGGAGCGAGUCACAGUGGGCUGCGCGUGGGGAUGGGGUUAGGAGACAGGAUGGGAAUAAGGAUGGGGAUGGGAAUGGGGAUGGCGAUGGGGAUGCUCUUGUGUGUGGAGGAGGGAUGGGUGGAGACGGCGAGGAGGAAGGGGGUGGUAUGGGCGAUACAGUGGUGGUGUGCCGAUCGGGGAGCAUGCUUCUGAGCGCUCCCAACACAACCGUUGCUGGUGGUGGUGUGUGGUGGUUCGGCGCUUGCGGUGGCGUGUGGUGGUUCAGCGUUGCUGGUGGUGGCGUGUGGCUGUUGGUGCAGCUCUGGCUGUGGCUGUGGUGUAUGGCUGGUGCAGCCCGAAGGGUGGCAUCUGGCUGUGCAGGGGGUGGCGUGUGGCUGGUGCGUCUUGAGUGGACCCCUGAGUCAGCGCUGGCUGUGGUGCGUGGAGUGCUGCAGACGCCACCGUCAUCAAAAGGGCAUGGGCAUGCGUACAUCAAGGCAUCACUGCACUCGAUCAAGUUCCCGUACGCACCGGUUCUCGGCGUCCUAAUAGGCAAAGUGCGCGGCGACAGCAGCGGCGGAGGAUCGGGGGGCAAGAAUGGCAGCGGAGGAGCGGCGGACGCGGAGAGCUCUGGCGGGAGCACGGGGAAGAUGGAGGUAGAGGUAGAAGACGCGGUGCCUUUAUUCCAUGGCUGCCUUCUGCUGCCGAUGCUGGAACUCGCGCUCAUGCAGGCUGAGGAGUACGCGGUAUCGCGCGGCAUGGUGGUGGUGGGCGUGUACGCAGCCAACGAGCGUGUGGACGCGCCAGAGCUGGCCCCAGGCACGAGGCGCGUGGCGGACUGCGUUGCCAAGCACUGCCCGCCCGCCUGCUGCCUGCUCCUAGACCCCAAGGUGAUGCAGCAGCUGCUGGGAACAGGCACGGGUGGGCAAGCAGGAGCGGCAGGAGAAGCAGAGUCAAAAUCCGCAGCACCAGUGGAGGCUCACCAUGCAUUCAAGCUGUACACGUGUGAUUCGGCCCGUGUGUGGCGCUAUCAAAAGCCGGCUGUAGCAGGGGGGAGCACAAGUGCAGCAACGAUGCGUGUGCGGCCGGCGACAGUGGCCGGCAUUCUUCAGAGCUAUCUGGAGGAGGGGCGGCAGUGGCGACUAUGCGAUUUUGAAGAGCACCUGGAUGACGUGUCGAGGGAUUGGCGAAAUAUUGAAGUAAUGGACGGGAAGAGAUCGCAUGUGUUUAGUGGGCUGUUCGCCAUAGGCCUGCUAUCCUAUGUUCCUUGGUACUACAUGACGGCAGGCAAGAAGCAGCUGUCGCAUUCAGACUACAUGGCCAUGCAGGAGAAGGAGAGGAUGAGGAAGCAGCGCUUCUCCACUGCUCCUGUCCACGAUGACCCUCCUGCUGCUGCUGCACCGUCCCCGGCCUCAUCCCAAUAG
This is a messenger RNA of Closterium sp. Yama58-4, 4086 nucleotides long. NCBI's taxonomy places the organism in Eukaryota, Viridiplantae, Streptophyta, Zygnematophyceae, Desmidiales, Closteriaceae. The record is from the annotation of a GenBank genome assembly.